AUGGAGUUGGAUGCGACAUUGCAAGGAAUUGUUUCAGCCAUCGGCGGUUUUGAUUACUCAAAACCGGACUCGCCUUAUGUUGUAGGAGACGAUGCUUUAGGUUGCUUGAAGGAUUUGAAACGAUACCUUCAAAUUAUCGAUGAAAAGUACAAAGUCUGGCAAGUUCGAUUUUUGUUAUCGAAACUUCGUGUAGUAGUUAAUGAUUUAUGCCCUAUUCUUGCUUUCUGGGAUAGAAAUAUUGAGGACCAUAAACAGUGGAGGAUAGCUUUGGCAGCUUUGGAAUUACUUGUUCCAUUAACCUGGCCUUUGGAAACUGAACAGGAAACUUACAGAGAGAAUGUUGAUGUACUGAAAAAUUUACAACAGGCCCAAAAUGAGUACAAGUCAUGCAUAUUGAAUUACAGGGAUGGAUCUGUUUUGAAAUCAAUUUUAGCUGUGAUAUUGAAACCGCUGAGCACAAGCAAAGAUUCACGAAGCGUGCGUGAUAAUGGAGUCAUUAGAAUUACUCUUCUUCUCUUAAGAAAUCUUACUCACAUUAACGAAGAACAAACGAAAAACGAGACUAUUGUAGCUUUUCAGAAAUCCAAUAUGCUGGAUCUCUUAGUUACAUUGACAUCAAAUCUAUCUGAAUUUGAGCACCUUGACGUUUACAUCCUUGAAAUAAUUUAUUACCUUGUUCGCGGAAUUGGACCUUCUCGACUUUAUAGAAUCACAGAUGAUAAUCCCACGAAGCAUAAUCAACAUGAAUUGAAUGAGUUGCUCCAGAAGGAAUCGAACCAAUCUCGAUAUUUGAAACGCAAUGCUAAUACUCGUCAUAACCGCUUUGGCACAAUGAUUUCAAUUCAAGCAGAAGAUCGGCGUUUCACCAUUGCAAGUCAGAAUGUUAAAACCGGCGGUCUUGAGGAAGUCGAUAAUCUAAAGAAACAUAGAAAACGAAGCACUAGAAGGAAACAUUUCGAUGAUAUCAACAAGUCCGUAGUACUUAGUUCGAACGCAAGUGAAAAUAUCAAAUGCUUUUUGAAAGAAUUCCUUGAAGCUGGCUUUAAUCCCCUUGUCCAGAAUAUAUUACGGGCUCUGGAAAGAGAAGAUUCGAAAGUAUUCUCGCAUCAUAAAACACAAUUUAUGUUUUUGCAAGCAUUCUUUUUGGAAUCGUUCAAAUAUAUUACUAAGGAUAAUCAGAGUGAGGAUUUAUAUUCUUAUGACUAUGACUAUGGCUUAAUAUCUUCUGUCUUAGAUUCUCGCAACUUGAUUAUGCAUCAACGAAUAUUGGUAGAAUCUCAAGAAAUGAAAUUAUGGUCUCAAUUUCAAGCCUCAAUGCUUUUAAUGAGUAGGAUCCUUUUAACUGUUCGUUUUAUGUCGUUGUGCUCAAUACCUACUUACCAAGAUCUUGCCGACCAUAUUUUGUCUAAUUUGUUCUAUCAAGAAGAAGUCUUAAAUAUAAUUUAUCAUGCUUUGAAAAGUUAUAAAACACAAUCGUUUGGUUACCUUGAAGCAAUUACUGAGUUGACGAUGAUUUUGUUGAAGGAGUUGGAAAGGUACUCUAGUGCAAAGCAAUUCGUAUAUGUGAAGAGUCGUCGAAGAAAACAGAAAUCAGCAAAAUUGGACUUGCCAGAAUCUGACGAAGAUGAGGAGGGCGCAUCAAAAAUAGCGAAUGAUACUGUUCAAGACAGGCUGUUUGAUAUUAAUCGUUUCCAGUCAAGGUAUUGUGAUAAUAAUUGCAUAAAUACCUUUACGUUAUACUUGAAAUGCUAUCAAGAACUUACUCCUGAGCAAAUUCAUAGAGCUGUGUCUUUUUUUUAUUUAAUUUUUGUGAAAUUGAAGUGUCAAGUCUACUUAUAUCGCCUUGAUUUCCUCUAUUUGCUGGAACACAUGUAUGAAGACAAAGUUUACUUCCCUUCUUCUCAUCCUCAAAGAAAGGAGUUUGAUCAGUUUUUUAUCUAUUACAUGCGAAAACUUUCAGAGGCACUAACUAGGACUCCGGCUAUUUAUCUCGAAAUGCCUUUCCCUAAAAUGACUGAUACCUUUUUUUAUUUACAAUAUGGAAAAAUUCCAUUACAAACAAGUCAUGUUGGUAGGAAAGGGCCCUUAUAUGAUACCGUUCAAGGAUUGUCUCAUGUCGAAAGGGUUGCAGCGGCUAUCGCUUGCUUGAUUAAUGAGAAUAAAGGGGAUAUUCUAGACGAGUUGAAAACACAAUUAAACUGCAUAAUAGCAGAAAAACAAUUAUAUGAGAAUAGGAAUGCCGAUGAUGCUGUACCUGAAAACGAAGAUCAACCGGGUAUAAUCAAACUUAAAGGGGAUACUCAAGUUUUCGACGAUGCUCUGUUAAAGGAUGGAAAAUUUCGUUUGCUCUUAAACUUAUUUGGUUUUCAAGAAUUUGAAGAAGAAGUAUCUAUAGAUGCUUUAUGGUUUAUGCCAUAUGAGUUAUCUUACAAUGAGCUUAUGGAGUCUUCAAGGUUACUUCGUCAAUUUACAGAUGACCCUCCUACAUUUGAAGGAGUUGACCCUGAGAGUUUGCUAGUGAGAAAACAAAGAGGCAAAGUUAGGCUACCUUCUAGUAGUGAAUCUGAAGCAGAAUCUGAACAAAGGCCAUUAGAGUCAGAGGUCGAGAGUUUGAGCGACCAUAUUGAAGAAAAAGACGAUCCUUUGACAUUUGGUACUCGUAAGGAGGCAUUUGAAAAGAUAGCAAAGAAAAGGAAGAUGAGUAAACAAAAAAAUACAAAGAACAGGAAGCUUAAUCCAUCCAAAGAACCCCGAUUGCGCUCAGCGAAAUUUAUAGUUGAUUCUGAUGAAGAUUCUGAUGUUGAAGCUGCCUUUUUUAAGGCCGAAGCGGCCUUGCGUGACAGAAAUUCAAGAAAUGCAUUCCAAGGUUUAGCAUCGGACGAAACUAAAAAAGAGGUGUUACAAGAACUACAAUUACAAAGCUCGGAAGAAUCUGAAUAG
This is a messenger RNA of Schizosaccharomyces osmophilus, 2940 nucleotides long. RefSeq names its product replication fork protection complex subunit Swi1 (gene swi1). Gene Ontology annotation, cellular component: replication fork protection complex. Gene Ontology annotation, biological process: DNA replication checkpoint signaling; DNA repair; replication fork arrest. The coding region runs from base 1 to 2940 and encodes 979 amino acids. Gene Ontology annotation, molecular function: DNA binding. The transcript has 2 exons. Lineage: Eukaryota; Fungi; Ascomycota; Schizosaccharomycetes; Schizosaccharomycetales; Schizosaccharomycetaceae. The record is from RefSeq and is a predicted model, not a curated record.